AUGCUAGUGCGAAUGCGAGUGGAGGGAAGGCCGAAUUUCUACUGGACGCCGGGCGAGCGAGGCUUCGUGGAGUCGGCCUUUUUCUAUGGCUAUAUGAUAACUCAGAUCCCUGGGGGAGCGAUCGCCACCAUUUUUCCUGCCAACCGCCUCUUUGGCAUUGCGGUGGGCGGCAGCGCGCUCUGCAAUCUCAUUGUGCCGAUAGCCUGUCGCGGCUCCUAUGGCGUUGUCGCAUUCAUUCGUGUGCUUCAGGGACUUGUUGAGCCUGCUAUUCUCCAUUGGCUUCAGGGCGUCUCGUAUCCUGCGUGCCACGGCAUCUGGCGCUACUGGGCGCCGCCUAUUGAGCGCUCCCGACUGGCCACCAUCGCCUUCUGCGGUGUGUCCUCUGCUGCCCUCUCACCUUCUUUUACUCUCAUUGGGCAUAGAACUAUCGCCCAACAUUUUAUUAACACUAGCUGCAAGCAUUCACCACUAACUCGAGCAUCUACCUACAGUUCAGAAAGAUCCUACGCCGGUGCCGUGAUGGGUCUAUUUGUAUCAGGUAUCUUUGCGCAAUACUUGGGCUGGCAGUCUCCCUUCUACCUUUACGCCAUUCUGGGAAUGGUGUGGUUUGCAGUGUUUUGGAAAACCUCCUACGAGAAGCCAUCCACACAUCCAAAAAUCUCAGCAGAAGAGCGCGACUACAUUGAGGAGUCCAUCGGUGAGGUUGACCUCCCACCAAGUCUAAAAUCCAUUCCAUGGAAGUCAAUCUUCACCUCCAUGCCGGUCUACGCCAUAAUUGUCGCCAACAUUGCUCGGAGCUGGUCUUUCUUUCUACUAAUCAUGAAAUGUCCAAAAUAUCUGAAACAAGUGUUCGAAUGCUCUACUGCUGAAUCAGGUGUCCUCUCUUCCGUGCCCCACCUGAUAAUGGCCAUCAUCGUCCCCAUCAGCGGUCAGCUGGCGGACAGGCUGCGUAAGCGGACGCUCACCACAACGGCCGUUCGGAAGAUCUUCAACUGCGGUGGCUUCGGAAUGGAGGCUUUCUUCCUGUUGAUUGUGGCUUUUGCGAAUUCUUACACCACAGCAAUGGCUUCCCUCAUCCUGGCUGUCUCAUUUAGCGGCUUUGCCAUUUCAGGAUACAACGUGAACCAUCUCGACAUCGCACCAAGAUACGCAAGUAUUUUGAUGGGCCUUUCUAAUGGCAUCGGCACCAUCUCCGGCAUUCUUUGUCCCGUAAUUGUGGAGUACAUAACCACUCAAGGGACAAAGCGUCAGUGGAUGUGGGUCUUCAUCAUGGCUAGCUCUGUCCACUUCUUUGGUGUCACUUUCUACGCGAUCUUUGCAUCCGGUGAGAAGCAGCACUGGGCGGAAGUUGCAGAGGAUGCGCAAAUAAUGGACUGGAAGUCACCGACUGACGUUCCAGAGAACAUAGUUCAAUCCGGUUACGACUAUGGAAAUGAGGAAGGAGGUAAUCUGGAGGCAUCCCUGCGACAACCACUAAAAGAAAAUGCCCCGAGAAGCAGUAAUGUCCACAAUGACAAUCCGUCAAGGUCCUACAUGACACAGACGUUUAGGGCGAUCCCACAUUUGGCAGCAGAAGACGGUUUCGGACCUUCUACUGAACGAUUGUUUUCAAAAGAUAUUCAAUUUAAAUCCAGCACAAUGGCCAAGUCCAAGCUGCAGAUCUCGAAACAACGCAAAAAUGAGAAAGAAGUGAAGGCUGGAAAAACGAAGGCAAAGGUUAACUUCAGGGAGAGGAUCCUGACAAAGCAACUAAGGGCGUUAGGUAAGGUUGGAGGCGUGAUUGACAAACGUGUUGGCACAAAGGACUCAUCAAUUCCGUCAUCCGAUGCUGCCUUGCGUCGGCACAUUAUUGAAAAGUUGCGUCAAAUGGAUACGCUGGGUACAAUAUCAGUGGACGAUGACUUGUUCAGUAAAGCAGCGAUGGGUGCUCAGAAGACCGGCAAACACGCUUCCUUUGAUGAUGACUCGGGAGGUCUUUCUGCUGAUAUUGUGGAGAACGAGUUGUUCGCUGGUGGCCUAAUAACUGCUGUGGAAUCGGGCGAGAGCGGUCGGCAGAGCAAGAACGAUAGUCUGUUGGAGAGGAUUGCCCAGACCAAGGAGGAGCGGUUGAAGCGUGUAGAGGAGAAUGAGGUUAACCGUCAGAAGCUCAAAAAUGCAGACUCCGAGUGGGCGGAUAAGGUCCGCUUUAUGCUAGCCGAACUCAGCAAACUCAAACCAAAGAAUGCUAAAGCUGCAGAGAAAAUGGAAAAGGGUCGUUCUGAAGUUUUGCGACUGCUGCAAGGCUUUUCUUCGGGCAAGACCGUCGCCCCCAUCGGUGUCAAGGUCGAAAGUGAGGUAAUGAAGAACAAUCGACUGCUCGUGAACCUCGAAUCUAUUGUUGCGAGAAGAGUUGGAGAAGAAAACUCGUCAAUGGACACCUCAGAACACCCGAAGACAGAGGAUGUUUUACUUCGUCUUCUGUGUAGCAUCAGAUCUUGCGAGCCGAUCAUGGUAUCUUGGAUCGCUGGAGAAUUGCGGAGCCUCAUAGUAACUCAACUUUCAGACGUUGUGCGUGGUCUUUUGCUCACUCAGAUCCUCCUGAUGGAUGUCAUUUUAAGGAAACUAGAGAGAGAAGAUGGGCAGAGCAUAAAGCUUUCUAAACGCGCUUGUCUGAAUGGAGUUUUCGUCCCUGAAGCCAUACGUUUCCUCUCACGUCUUAUCAAUGAAGUUGACAGGGAAAAUGGGGUUCUCUUUAUCUCCGAGGAUGCGUCUUCCGUAGAACAGUCAGUCUACAGCAGUCUCGAUACUCGUGUGGCUCUGAGACAAAGGCCCAUUCCCGAGAAUGAGGUAGCAGCAUAUCGCCUGGGCUGCCUGGAUAAGUGUCUUUCUCUAACCAACUCCUUCCUCGAAGUCUACACUACUCAUCUCCCAGCGCCUGCAGUCUGUCAGGCCUUUUCUGGCCUCUCACUUGAUCGCCUAAGUACCGAUCGUUUGCCCGCGGGCAUUGAGAUGAAAGCUCAACAACUGCGCGAGAGGGUGGACGAGUUGAGGGCGCAGCCGCGGCCGGAGGGCAUUGGCCCUGCGGACAAGAUCGCGUUGCUGCUGGCCGACAAGAACGCUACGCCUCAAGCUCUGCAGAAGGCAGGGCUUGUGCCUCAGCUGGAGCCCGACUUUGAGCAGAAACUGGACGCUAGAAGACCCAAGAAGAAACCUACGAAUGUGAAGUUGAGGCAGAAACUGGCGAAGGAGAGGCGGGACACCGUUCGUGAGCUGCGGAGGGAUGCCCAGUUUCUUGCCAACUACGAUAGGAAGAAGACUAAGGCGGGUGACGAACUACGGAAAAGGAAGACACAGGCAAUUAUUGCAUCCAUGCGCAGCAUUGAAUGA
This is a messenger RNA of Echinococcus granulosus, 3366 nucleotides long. Its product is annotated as Vesicular glutamate transporter. The transcript is spliced from 21 exons. Gene Ontology annotation, biological process: transmembrane transport; regulation of synapse structure or activity; synaptic transmission, glutamatergic. The coding region runs from base 1 to 3366 and encodes 1121 amino acids. Gene Ontology annotation, molecular function: neurotransmitter transmembrane transporter activity; L-glutamate transmembrane transporter activity. NCBI's taxonomy places the organism in Eukaryota, Metazoa, Platyhelminthes, Cestoda, Cyclophyllidea, Taeniidae. Gene Ontology annotation, cellular component: synaptic vesicle membrane; small-subunit processome; excitatory synapse. The record is from RefSeq and is a predicted model, not a curated record.